AUGGCAGACUUCGACGUAAACUCGGCUUUCAUACCCGCACUUCACAAACCUGCUGCCCUUCUUCCAAUUGCCAAGCACCGUGAAGGCUUGCUUUAUCUCAUCGAAACCAAACCUGUUACCAUCAUUGUCGGCCAGACGGGCUCAGGCAAGACCACCCAAAUCCCCCAAUUUUUGGAAGCGUCGGGAUGGGCGGACGGCGGCAAGGUCAUCGGCGUAACACAGCCACGUCGAGUCGCAGCAACGACGGUCGCCCUGCGAGUCGCUGAGGAAGUCGGCUGCGAGGUUGGAAAGGAAGUCGGCUACUCAAUUCGGUUUGAAGAUGUCACGUCGUCAUCCACACGAAUCAAAUUUUUGACCGACGGCCUCCUGAUCAGAGAGGCUCUUGUCGAUCCUCUUCUCUCGCGGUACUCGGUCAUCAUGGUAGACGAGGCGCACGAAAGGUCCAUCAGCACAGAUAUCUUGUUAGGCCUGUUGAAAAAGAUCAUGAGGAAGCGUCCUGAACUCCGCUUAAUUAUCAGCAGCGCGACACUACAAGCAGACGCCUUCCUCAAAUACUUUACACCUGCGCCGGACUCUGGAGCGCCCGAACCACAAAUUCCAGAAUCACCAGCAACAGUCGUCAACAUCGAGGGCCGGGCCUUUCCGAUCGAUAUCCUAUAUCUCGAAGAGCCAACCGAAGACUACUUCGAGAGGGCCAUAACUACUGUUCUGGACAUUCAUACGAAGGAGGCCGAUGGCGAUAUCCUGGUCUUUCUGACUGGCCGUGAAGAAAUUGAUAGGGCCGUCCAAGCUGUCGCAGAUCGACUGCUUGAGAUGGGUCCUCAAGAACGAACUCUUGAACCACUACCAUUAUAUGCAGGGCUGUCGACCGAGCAGCAGAUGUUCAUCUUCGACAAACCGCCGGAGAACAAAAGAAAAGUGGUUUUCUCCACGAACAUUGCGGAGGCUUCAGUGACGAUUGACGGCAUCGUCUACGUUGUAGACUGUGGUUUCGUAAAGCUCAGGACGUACGACCCCGACCUCGGCAUCGACUCGCUUACUACAACUCCGCUAUCCAAAGCAUCAGCCAUGCAGAGAGCAGGACGAGCAGGUCGUACGAGAGCUGGCAAAUGCUUCAGGCUCUACACUGAGGAGACAUGGGAGAGCUUGGCUGACGCAAAUGUUCCUGAAAUCCAAAGGACUAACCUUGCGCCAUUUAUCCUGCAGCUGAAAGCCCUCGGCAUCGACAAUAUUCUGCGGUUCCCCUUUCUCAGCGCGCCUCCAGCCAAACUGAUGGCAAAGGCCCUUGAGCUACUCUAUUCGCUCGGCGCACUUGACGAGUACGCCAAAUUGACCCGCCCGUUGGGAUACAGAAUGGCCGAGAUUGCCGUAGAGCCGAUGAUGGGCAAGACGUUGCUGAGUGCACAGUCUUUCGGCUGUUUAAGUGAGAUUCUCACGAUUGCUGCCAUGACCAGCGUCGCUGGCAAUGUGUGGUUUUACCACGACGGCGAGAGAAAAAGGAUGGAAAGUUCAAGACGCAAAUUUGCCGUCGAAGAGGGUGAUCACCUGACGCUGCUCAACGUUUAUCUCGCCUUUAUCACCAAAGGCAAGAAAGAGGCGCGCUUCUGUCAUGAUCACAACCUCAACUUCAAGACGAUGACCAAGGCAGUCAGUGUUCGGGCCCAGCUCAAGCGAUACAUCGAGCGGUUCGGCAUACCGGUCGACGAAUCGCUUGGGACGAAACUGACGCAGCAGGACAUGUUGAAAAAAGCUGAGCAGAUUCGAAGAUGUCUCACGAGUGGGUAUUUUGCCCACGCGGCGAGGAUGCGUCCCGAUGGAACGUUCCAAAAAGUGGCCGGCGACAUGACGCUGCACGCGCAUCCAACAUCACUCCUUUUCAGUCGCAAGGCGGACUGGGUCAUCUAUCACGAGAUUAUAGAGACUAGCAGCAAGGUCUACAUCCGUGACAUAACCAAGAUUGAAAGGAACUGGCUCUUGGAGUACGCACCCGACUUCUACAAGAUUUCCAAACCAGCAGACAGGGUGUAA
Messenger RNA from Verticillium alfalfae VaMs.102, 2028 nucleotides. RefSeq names its product pre-mRNA-splicing factor ATP-dependent RNA helicase prp22. Lineage: Eukaryota; Fungi; Ascomycota; Sordariomycetes; Glomerellales; Plectosphaerellaceae. Gene Ontology annotation, molecular function: RNA binding. Bases 1 to 2028 code for a protein of 675 amino acids. The transcript is spliced from 2 exons. Gene Ontology annotation, cellular component: intracellular anatomical structure; catalytic step 2 spliceosome. The record is from RefSeq and is a predicted model, not a curated record.